AUGACAUAUGAUUUUUCAGCGGGUGCUGACGUUACGGCUCAGCUGAUUCCGACGCCACCUGAUGGAGGGUACGGAUGGAUGAUAGUGCUUGCCGCUUUCUUUUCUAACCUCAUCGUUGAUGGUGUCUGCACUUGUUUCACAGAGUUCAAAAGUUCCUACUCUCAGCACUUCCACGCAUCAGACGCAGCCACGGCUCUCAUUGGCUCACUUUUGAUCGGAGUGUAUUUGUUAGUUGGUCCAGUCGUCGGCGGUUUGGUGAACAAGUAUGGUGCUCGCAAGGUGGUUAUUAGCGGUGCAUUCAUUUCUGGCACUUCAUUCCUAAUCUCAGUUGCAUCGCCCAACAUCUACACAUUUAUGUUCAUCUAUGGCGUAUUAGGUGGUGUUGGGUUUGGAAUGAUCUAUUUACCUGCCAUUGUCGUUGUUGGUUACUACUUCGAAAGCAAGCGGGCAAUUGCCACUGGUAUUGCUGUUGCUGGUUCAGGAGUUGGCACAAUGGUAAUGCCAUUUCUUACAGAAUUCUGUAUCUCAAGGGUUGGUUGGAAGUAUACAGUUUGGAUAAUGGCAGUGAUGGUGUUGAUGUGUGCACUGUUUGCUAUACUUUAUCGACCUCUCGAGGCACCAUCUUUCACGCAAAAAGACCAAGAACUUAUUCCCCUCAGAACUGCAUUAAGAAAAAUGUCAGAGGGAGAAGAAGAAUACGUGGGUGAAAUAAGAGAACAAAGUGCGCACGGUGAUCCGGUGAUGGCUCGUCUUCGUAGUGCUUUAUCGGAAUGCGAAAAUGAAGACGACACCUCACCGUCAACGCCUGUUCGUCCACCUCUCUCACCCGUCUUCGAAAACGCGAUCUCCAAAAGUCGCGCUGGCAGUACUCAUCAAGCUCACACCGGCGCUACCACUCGUUCCCGCAAAUUAACUUUGACAAGUGAUAUGACGUCCACCAAUGAUCUUAAAGCGUCCCGUGCAACACUAACUGGACCACAACUAAACCGCAUUUCGGCCAGAAGUUUCGCUCAAUCGUUGAGUAGGCUUUCGAACAAGGGCGAUGCGUCAACCCUGAGCGUUGCAAUGAGUGGUGUUGAUCCACGCGAAUUUACACGCCCAUUGUACCGGCAGGACAUUUUCUACGGCGGAUCGAUCAGGAAUUUGAAAGAGUUCAAACAGGAGGGCAGCAAUAUGCAAUCAUUUCGUGGAUCAGUCCUGUCCAUACCGCGAUCAGUGAUCGGACAAGCAGCAUCGAAUCUGAGUCAAGGUGGUGCGUCCACACCUACACAAGAACACGAUGAGAUUCUUGAUGAUUUUUAUGAUAAUGGAUUCUGCCGGUGGAUACCCUUGGCGAUUCGUAGCGCUUUCUUCGAAAUGAUCGAUCUGGAACUGCUCAGAGAUUCUGUAAUGUUACUACUUUGUGUAUCGAAUCUGCUUGGAAUGAUGGGAUUCUAUAUUCCGUUUGUUUUUCUAAAAGAUCUAGCUCGCACACAUGGCAUAGAGUCUAACGCCAGUCGCUAUUUGGUACCAAUAAUCGGUGUCACUAACACAAUCGGGAGGGUAUUUUUCGGAUGGCUAGCGGAUAGAGGGUACGUGUCGGCGUUAACAAUAAAUAAUUUCUCCCUGAUAGCAUGUGGUUUGUUAACUCUGGCUGCACCACUUCUACCGUCAUUGUCUCUGCAGCUGACAUAUGCCGCUCUCUUCGGGUUUAUCAUUUCAGCUUACGUAUGUCUUACAUCUAUUGUGUUGUCGGACCUACUAGGACUUGAAAAACUCACCAACUCCUUCGGUAUCCUUGUUGUAGCCAGAGGUAUUGCUUCAUUAGCAGGAUCACCAUUUGCCGGUUUUGUAUACGACGUGACACAGUCGUACUCGGCCGCAUUCUUCUUCGCCGGCUUUGUGAUUGUAUUAUCAGGAAUGAUUUCUUGUACCAUUCCAUAUGUUCACAAGUGGAAAAGAAGUGAUGAUCUAAAAGAAAACGACAACGUGUCCGGUAAACUUUCUGUGCUCACCGAGCGUUCCGAAGAAAAUCUUACCGAGUAUCAGAGGACAAUUCAGAGUCUUAGACAACAGCAUUCUCUACUUCAAGGUUUUUAA
Messenger RNA from Angiostrongylus costaricensis, 2079 nucleotides. The record is from the annotation of a GenBank genome assembly. Lineage: Eukaryota; Metazoa; Nematoda; Chromadorea; Rhabditida; Metastrongylidae.